CGCACGACUUCUGGUCUUUCUCCUUCACCACAGCCUGACACGCAGACUCACACCAGCGCAUUCUAGUAAAACAAACGUCCUGAGCUGGGGCUUUGUUUUCUCUCUUCUCAAUCAGGUUUUUGCGUGUGCGUUUUGGUAAAAAGAUGCGCAAAACUCUGCGCAAAAUAUAACCAUUUUGGCGCUUGGAUCUGAAGACUAAAUCAGUUAUAAGAAGGGGGACAAGAACAUGUUUCCUUUGCCCAUGUUCACCGCGGAUCAGGUGGCUCGCGUGUGUGAGAACCUUGAAGAAACCGGGGACAUGGAGAGACUGGGCCGCUUUCUGUGGUCCCUCCCGGCGGCGACUCCGGGCUCUGCGGGCGAGGCGCUCCAUCGCCACGAGUCGGUGAUGCGCGCGCGAGCUCUGGUCGCCUUCCAUGGCGGCGACUUCGAGGCGCUUUACCGCAUCCUGCAAAGCCACAGGUUCACGCGCGACUCCCACGCCAAGCUGCAGGACCUGUGGCUACACGCGCACUACCGGGAGGCCGAGCGCAUGCGCGGCAGGCCGCUGGGACCCGUGGAGAAGUACCGCAUCCGCAAGAAGUUCCCGCUCCCACGCACUAUCUGGGAUGGCGAGCAGAAGACGCACUGCUUCAAGGAAAGGACACGAAGUUUGCUUAGAGAAUGGUACCUACAAGACCCCUAUCCAAACCCAUCGCGUAAACGUCACCUGGCCCAGGCUACAGGUCUCACGCCUACACAGGUUGGAAACUGGUUCAAGAACAGACGUCAGCGAGACAGAGCAGCAUCGGCCAAAAACAGACUACAACAAGACCCUGCUCUUCUUCCCUCUGGCAGCUCUCCAGAAUGUUCAUCCAGAGAUCACAAUGAGAACAGCGACUGCAGCUUGGGUUCAGGACCUCAGGACACCAGAGCCUCUACACCUGACAUAUCGGUCAGCAGCGACAGCGAGUUUGAGUCCUGAAACUUGGUUCUAAACAAAACCAGCGAAACACACAUAGAUCUCUACUAAUCCACAGAAGCUUGCAGAGACACAGAGAUGUGACACCACUAAGACUCACUCAUAAGAGACAGUUGGAGCAAAUCUACAGUGAAAAUCUGAAGCAUGUGGACCAGAUCUGGAUCUGAGACUUUAAGCGGUUUGGGUGAAUAUAUGGACCUGCACUUAAAUGGACACUUAAAAUUUGAUUGGUUGUUGCCAAAUGAAAACUUUUUUCCAUAUUUGUAACCACAGGCACACAGUUAUCUGAAAUUGCACAGCUGGAAAAUUACCAGGAAAAUAUCAGAAAGUGGUUUAUAAAGGUGAUUCAGUCAGUGCUACAUUAAACUGUUAUUUUUACCCUGUAUCAUGAAUAAAAAUAUAAAUAAAUAAAUAAAUAAAUAGAUGAAAAUGUAAAAGAGUA
Silurus meridionalis is the source of this 1400-nucleotide messenger RNA. It is a transcript of the gene six7, whose product is annotated as SIX homeobox 7. The record is from RefSeq and is a predicted model, not a curated record. Gene Ontology annotation, cellular component: nucleus; transcription regulator complex. NCBI's taxonomy places the organism in Eukaryota, Metazoa, Chordata, Actinopteri, Siluriformes, Siluridae. Gene Ontology annotation, biological process: regulation of transcription by RNA polymerase II; eye development. Gene Ontology annotation, molecular function: RNA polymerase II cis-regulatory region sequence-specific DNA binding; DNA-binding transcription factor activity, RNA polymerase II-specific. Bases 227 to 961 code for a protein of 244 amino acids. The transcript is spliced from 3 exons.